Molecule: messenger RNA, 1188 nt
Organism: Bursaphelenchus okinawaensis
Lineage: Eukaryota; Metazoa; Nematoda; Chromadorea; Rhabditida; Aphelenchoididae
Source: the annotation of a GenBank genome assembly
AUGUCGGGUACGGAACUCGCGGCUCAGCGAGACUCGACCGGUAUAUUGUACCAAGGCUACGAGAACGACUUCCAUUUGUGUAUCUUCGAAGAGCCAAAUGUGCAAGGCAGAAACGAGAGGUACGAGUUCAGAUGUGACACCAGCCUCGAGUGUUGUGGUCGAGUGUGUUGUACUCCAGAAGUUGCUGCCAUUCCCUUGUGGUAAGUUUUCGAAUUUCAAGUUUAUUUCUUUUUAAAGUCUUAACCUCUUCAAGUAAAUGUAACACACUAAAGUAAAGUGAAGUUUUUAUAGUUAUAUUAUAUUUAUUUAAAAACUUAUAUGAUUGUAGGUUAUGGCUAUUGUUUUUGAUUUUGGGACUACUGGCUCUACUGGCACUGCUAUCCUUGCUGGCCUACUGGUGCGCCAGAAGGAAGAAGAAGCAAAAGAAGGGUAAGUUGACAUUACAUUCUUACUCUUUAUGGUUUCUUCUUGUAAAAUAACAUAACUAUUAAACAUUUCUUUGUAAAAUGACAAAGUUAAGACUAAAUUAGGUAACUAAUUUUGUUUUUACUAUGUUUACUAUGUCAUUUUACUGUAUGGUGCGAUUAAACGACGAAUUAUUUUAAAAAAUAUGUGUUUUAUCAACAGAAAGCUUGAUUUUGAGGUUCUUCUGAAUCUGAUAAUAGAUUUUAAAGUUUGAAAAAUGAAAGUUUGUGCUUUUAUGAUAAACCGACCAUAACAAUGUUUUGCAAUUGUUUUUGAUUACAUUUGACAAUAUUUUCUUAUGAUCUUAUUAAAAAAGUAUGGUUUGUUACCUAAAAUACCAUAAUGUGUUUAACCUAACUUGAUGUGCCAUUCCUUCUCUUAACCACACUUCCAGACAUGACUCAUGGUUAUCGUACGAUCCGGCAGAUGGACGACGACUUGAACAAGGGACGCUAUCUGGGUAAUGAUUGGGAUCGGGAUCGUGCGGGUUACGCCGAGGCCAACGAUUUGAACAACAAAAAAGUUGUAGGUGUGGACGAGUCGGAUCGUCGCGUGGCUGUCGCGGACCGUGGCCUGGCCCGGCCCAACAGUUUCCACGAAGAGGAGACGUACGAAGAGUCUAUCAACGAGGAGAUGGAGUACGGUCCCGGCUCCGACGAUGAGAUCGAGCUACAGAGUCUGAAGCGGACGGAGCGUGGCAACUCGUCCUACCGCAUCUCCUGA